GGCUGGUACCAGGUCACUGGUCACCUCCGGAGAGCCCUGGGCCCGCACCUGGCCAGGUCUGUCCUUCUCUCAGCCCUGCCUGGUCUAUGGGAAGCAGAGAACUGAGAAGGCAGGAUUCCAGCUCCCUGGUCCUACUGCCAUGGCUCGCCGAUCUCAGAGCUCCUCCCAGGGGGACAACCCCCUGGCCCCGGACUACCUGCCCCCCCACUACAAGGAAUACUACCGGCUGGCCCUAGAUGCCCUUGCUGAGGGGGGAGCUGAGGCCUACCGACGCUUCCUGGCUGAUGAGGGAGCCCCUGACUUCCUGUGUCCUGAUGAGCUGGCUCAUGUGAGCCGCCAUUUGCAGCAGCCACAGCAUGCUUCCCGGGAGAAUGCCUCUGCCCGUGGAAGUGCCUCUGGAUCCCUUCCCCAAGCAGAUGGCGAUGUGGACAUGGAUGGCUCCUCUGGUACCUACUGGCCUGAGAAUUCUGACUUGGCUGUGCCCGAACUUGACCUCGGAUGGCCUAUGACCUUUGGCUUUCAGGGCACUGAAGUGACCACUCUGGUGCAGCCACCGCCACCUGACAACCCCAGCAUCAAGGAUGAGGCCCGGAGGAUGAUCAGAGCUGCCCAACAGGUGGUGGCCAUUGUGAUGGACAUGUUCACAGAUGUAGACCUGCUGAGUGAGGUCUUAGAGGCAGCUGCCCGACGUGUCCCUGUCUAUAUCCUCCUCGAUGAAAUGAAUGCCCAGCACUUUCUGGACAUGGCCGAAAAGUGCCGGGUCAACCUGCAUCAUGUGGAUUUCCUUCGGGUUCGCACGGUCUCCGGCCCCACCUAUUACUGCCGCACAGGAAAGUCCUUCAAGGGCCAUGUGAAGGAGAAGUUCCUGUUGGUGGAUUGUGCUGUGGUGCUGAGUGGGAGCUACAGCUUCAUGUGGUCCUUUGAGAAGAUUCAUCGGAGCAUCGCUCAUGUGUUCCAGGGAGAGCUGGUAUCCAGCUUUGAUGAGGAAUUCCGCAUCCUCUUUGCUCAGUCUGAGCCAUUGAUCCCUGCAGCUGGGGCCUUGGCCCUGGCCUUGACCCAUGCGGACACUUAUGCCCUGACUCCAUAUGGGGGACCAGGGCCCAUGAUGGGGGCUCCUGUAGGAGGACCAGGGUCCUUCUUUCCCAAGCGUGCCCACUUGCUGUUCCCACCACGUGAUGAAGGCCUGGGCUUCCCCUCCUUCUUGGACCCUGACCGUCACUUCCUGUCAGCCUUCCGCAGGGAUGACCUACUUCGGCACUCAGGGGGUGCAGGAGACAUGCAUGGGCUGAGGAUGUUCUCACGUCGGCCUGGCAUGGAGAUAGAAGCUGGCCAUGGUGGGGAUCCCAGCACUCGUGGCUUCCUCCGUUCCAAGCAUCUAGAGAUGGAAGCUGGGCAUGGUGGAGACUCUGGUAAUCGGGGCUUCCUCCGUGCCAAACAUCUGGAGAUGGAGGCUGGCAAUAGUGGGGACCCCAGCUCCCGUGGCUUUCUCCGAGCCAAACAUCUGGAGAUGGAUGCCUUCAAGAGACAUACCUUUGCUGAUGGAGCCAUGGAGAACUUUGCUGCAUCCCGCCAGGUGUCCCGUCAGAUGUUUGUUACCCAUGGUGAUGACUUCCGCUUUCAGACUAGCCACUUUCACCGUGACCAGCUCUACCAGCAACACUACCAGUUUGAACCCCAGUUCACAGCUACCCGGCCUCAGGGCUUGUUUGAGAAGCUGCGCGCUGGACGUCCAGGUUUUGGGGACUCUGAAGAUUAUGGGAUAGAGGGGAGCCCCCGUUUUCCAGAGUUAGAGCCAGGCUUUGGCUCUCACCCUGAGGGCCCUGGUGGACACCUGAGGCUAGACUAUGUGCCAUCCAGUGCCUCAAGGGAAGUCCGACAUGGUUCUGACCCUGAACCCCGUGGACUGGAUCCUGGUGCCCCACAGCGUCCUAACAUUGGGCAAAGGUUCCUUUGCCAGUCAUCACCUACACAGAAGCAGAGUUUGGACCAACGGUGGUUCCCACCAGAGGCUGAACCAGAAAUGGAACCCAGCCGGAAGGGUGGGGCUGAGGGCCGGGCAGGGCUACGCAACUGGCGUAUCUCCUCCUACCUCAGUGGCUGCCACUCUGAUGGUGGAGAUGAGGGUCUGCCUGGCCCCAUGGAGGCAGAAUCCUAUGACGAAGUCCUGGGUGAUCCCCCUGGCCGCUAUCCCUUACCCACUGGGGACCUGCUCCCCUCCUCUUUCAGGACUGGGGGGCCCUUUCCCCCAAAGGCUGUAGGUGGGGGGGAUGGCCCAGAGCGAGAGGUGGCUGAAGGGGCAGCUUUGGUCAAGCAGGACUCAUUCCGCUCCCGCCUUAACCCCCUGAUCCAGAGAAGCUCCCGGCUUCGCUCUUCCCUUAUUUUCAGUUCAUCCCAAAAGGAAGGACCUGGAGUUGGGGCUGGUGCUGGGGCCACAAGUGAGAAAGUACAGCUCUUCCAGAAGGAGCAGACAGUCAGUGAGACAGUGGGCGAGGGUGGUGAGACAGUGAGGACAGCCUCUUCCUCCAAGGUGGCAGAACUGCUGGAGAAAUACAAGGGCCCGGCCCGGGACAGAGACCGGGAUCGGGACCAGGAUAGGACGGGUGGUUUGGUCACUGUUAGCAAAGCAGCAGUGUCACAGUCAUGGCGGGAAGAGACCGGGACGGGUAGUGGGGGGACCGGGGGGGAGCGACGUAGUCUCGAGAGCUGCCUGUUAGAUCUACGUGACUCCUUUGCCAGUCGGCUGCAUGAAGAGGCUGAGAGACAGCCAGGUGCAGCCACUCUGAGCGCUGCCCAGGUGCUUGACACCCUGGGUCGGGGUACUGACAGAUUGCCCUCUCGAUUUCUUGCCUCUGAUGGUAGGGCUGCCCUGCCCCAGGGCAGGGCAAGUCCUCCACUUGAGAGGAAAGGAAGCCCCACACCAGCCUAUCCAGAGAGGAAAGGGAGUCCUGUGCUUGAGAAGAGAGGGAGCCUCACAUCAGCAUUUCCAGAAAGGAAGGGGAGCCCUGUGCCACCUGUCUCUGAAAGGAAGGGAAGUCCUACCUUGGCCUAUCCUGAGAGGAAGGGAAGCCCCACCUUGGCCUAUCCUGAGAGGAAGGGAAGCCCCACCUCAGCCUAUCCUGACCAGCGGAACAGUCCCUUACCUGCAGUGCCUGAGCGGAAGAGUAGUCCUAUACCCCCUGUGCCUGAGCGGAGGAGUAGUCCUAUACCCCCUGUGCCUGAGCGGAAGAGUAGUCUCACAUUUGCUGGGGACCCCCAGAAGACAGGGCCCUCCGGGGAGGAAGAUGCUGGCCGACCAGAGCCCAGUACCAUGGAGUUUCUGCGUAAGGGCUCACUUCGCCUGAAACAGCUGCUGAGUCCCAAGGGGGAGAAAAGGCUAGAGGAGGAGGGUGGCUCCUUAGGGCCCCAGGAGAAUGGGCAACCUGAGAGUCCCCACCGACUAUCACGGGGGGAUAGCCCAGAGGUAGGGGCAGAGGAACGGGGCUCCAGGUCUCGCUUGGGCUCUGCCACAGCUAAUGCCCUCUACAGUAGUAACCUUCGAGAUGACACCAAGGUGAUACUGGAACAGAUCAGUGCUCACAGCCAGAAACAUCGUGGUGGGGCCGGAUCUGGGGCUGGAGCAGGGGGUGCAGCCCACAGCAGCCCAGAGCUAUACCGUUCACCUGCUGCUGCCCUGGAUGCCAGCCGGGCCCAUGAGAUGUCUGACAAGGACAAGUGCUCAGCCAUCUUCCGCUCAGACAGCUUUGGGGGCCAGAGUCGCUUCAGCCGUACACUCCCGGCUAGCCUAGAAGAACGAGAUACCCUGCUACGAAAGAUGGAGAGUAUGCGGAAGGAAAAGCGUGUCUAUAGUCGCUUUGAGGUCUUCUGUAAGAAGGACGAGGCUGGGGCAGGUGAGGCUGGGGCAGGUGAAGCUGGGGCAGGUGAGGCUGAUGCUAGGGACCGCAAGGUGGGCAAGUUCAUGCCCAAGAUCUUAGGCACCUUCAAGACCAAGAAAUGA
Molecule: messenger RNA, 3994 nt
Organism: Trichosurus vulpecula (common brushtail)
Lineage: Eukaryota; Metazoa; Chordata; Mammalia; Diprotodontia; Phalangeridae
Gene: SACK1H
Product: family with sequence similarity 83 member H
Exons: 6
Coding region: 140-3994 (1284 amino acids)
Biological process (GO): intermediate filament cytoskeleton organization; protein localization to cytoskeleton; positive regulation of cell migration
Cellular component (GO): keratin filament
Molecular function (GO): keratin filament binding
Source: RefSeq, a predicted model, not a curated record